Messenger RNA from Theobroma umbraticum, 940 nucleotides. It is a transcript of the gene MCM9, whose product is annotated as minichromosome maintenance 9. Gene Ontology annotation, molecular function: ATP binding; single-stranded DNA helicase activity; single-stranded DNA binding. Lineage: Eukaryota; Viridiplantae; Streptophyta; Magnoliopsida; Malvales; Malvaceae. Gene Ontology annotation, biological process: double-strand break repair via homologous recombination. The record is from RefSeq and is a predicted model, not a curated record. Gene Ontology annotation, cellular component: MCM complex; nucleus.
AUUUGAAAUUAAUUUCAGGGAGAAUCUGAAGCAGGCAAGAGGGAUGAAGAUCUAGCAAAUAUCUGGCCUCUUCCUAUCCUUCGGAGAUGUCUUGCAGGUAUAUUCACUACGUAAAAAAGCACUUUAAACCAGUGCUCACAAAAGAGGCUGAAAAAGUUAUCUCAAGCUAUUAUCAACUCCAAAGGAGAUCAGGAACACAUAAUGCAGCAAGAACAACAGUGCGUAUGCUUGAAAGCUUGAUACGCCUGGCUCAAGCACAUGCAAGGCUUAUGUUCAGAAAUGAGGUCACAAGAUUAGAUGCCAUAACAGCCAUUUUAUGCAUUGAAUCGUCCAUGACUAUCUCAGCCAUUGUAGACAGCAUAGGGAAUGCCCUGCACUCCAAUUUCACUGAGAACCCUGAUCAGGAAUAUGCCAAGCAAGAAAGGUUAAUUCUUGAAAAGUUAAGUUCAGUUGAUGAGUUCCAAGAAUCAAAUGGCUGAGAAGGCUUGUGAUGACGAAAAUGAGUAGGAAAACAGAAGCAUCCUGGUUGAAUGAGCUGUUUGGAGGUCUCAGCUAACAGCCAUAACCGUUCACUAUAGAAAUUUUAUCAGUUUGCUUUUUGAUAGGACAGGUAAAUGCUAUUUAUAUUUAAUGCAAUCAGCCUUAAGUAGAUGUUCUGAAAGUUUAGAGGACAGAACUUUUGAACGGGGCUUUAUUUGAAAAGCCUAGUUGAUGGUGAUCUGAUGGGAUAUCAGGAUUAUUUGUCUGUAAAUUUAGAAGGAUUUGUUUGUAACUAUCAAACACUUGUAGCAUCUUUUUACGCCUUGGAGCCCAUGCUUGUCCCGCUUUAUUCUAAUGCAGGGAUAGGGAUAUGGGAGACAUUUUAAAUAUAUUUCUCUUUUUUCUUUCUUGGAUGAUGAGGCUUUUUCUUCUGUAGUAUUAUACAAGAAUAUGGACGCUA